This is a messenger RNA of Cylicocyclus nassatus, 913 nucleotides long. NCBI's taxonomy places the organism in Eukaryota, Metazoa, Nematoda, Chromadorea, Rhabditida, Strongylidae. The record is from the annotation of a GenBank genome assembly.
AUGUAUGGUAAUUCUUCCCAAAAAACAACUCGAUCACCAUUGUGUUCUAGAUCGCCGCCAUCUGAAAAUCAAAACGAGUACAACACUCACUACAUUUUUGGAGUGCGCAGUCGUGGCACGAACGUCUCGGCUUUCUGUGGUGGUCUGGCAAGGAAGCAGUUCAAUAUUCCGGUGCGAUAUCGCGAUGCAAUUCUUUUCACACCUCUGCAGGAUCUUCCAGCUGGUUUGACCAAUAUCGUCGUAUCCAUUCCUCGCAUGUGGUUUCGUGAAAUGGACAAGGAUCAUCGUCUUCCCGAUGUCCCUAUAAUGUUCUGUUACGAAGGUACAAACUUUCUCCGGCUUCUUCCUCUAACAAUCUUCCAAAGCGACCUCCAGCCGAAUGGUAACUUUAUGGAGUACAAGCAUCAUCAUCAGUUCAACAUAAAUCUGUCAAUUCGCGGUGUUGCUUUGAUUUUGGAUAAAAAAUGGAACAAUGCCUACCUGAUGCCUCGAGGAGCGAAGGCAACCUUCACUGGUGAUGAAUAUCACAAUAGAAAACGGCAGGUUUUCACUAAAAGUUGUACACCUGAGCUGCUGAGGAAUCAGGAAUGUUGCCUGUGGGAAUAUAAGAGCAAAUUCGUGGUUGGCACGAAGACUAAAGAAGUCGUCUUUCACAGAUGUGUCGGCAAGGUACCUGUCGAGCAAGUGAGUUUUCCUUUCAUUGGCGAGUCUCAUGAAGCUAUUGCCAAACGUGGAGGUAUGAGCAGACGCAUGUUCGUUCCUGUACCGGACGUCAUUCAUAAGGAAUGUCGCGAAAGUCGUUUUCGUCUGUAUCAGCUGACCAUCGACGAUCCCAAGCAUGGAAAAAUCAGCAAGACUUUGGAUCGGCUUGACGCGACCGAAUGUGCUGUAUUCUACUAAAGUUGCCAUUUCU